GGAAAAAAUGUUCAGUCUGAACGCUUGCAGUCAAGGGAAAUAACCUCGAAGCGGAGAGCGGCGUGACCGACGCCCGAACACAACCCCUUCACUUUUCUAUGUCUUGUCAUCUGUGAGUGAGACGAAGGUAUUCAGUAGCCGACUAACACAAACACGUUAUUACGGUGAGGUGGCAGUUCACCGCUAUGGCAGAAGUGAUUUUGUAGCCGUUGAGAAAGUUAUUUCUUUGGAUGUCUAGAGGAAACGGAGCCAGAAAAGGAGCUAUACCGAGCAUGUAGGCAUUCUCCACCCGCGUCAUGGGCUCAGAGGCAGUGGAGGACUGUGUACAGGGGGCGCUCUCAUCCCUUUACCCCCCCUUUGAAAGUACAGCCCCCCCUCUCCUCUCACAGGUGUUUUCCGUGUUGGAGUCGACCUAUCAACAUGACAGUCUGAGGUAUCUGCUAGACUACUUUGUUCCUGCCAAGCACCUCCUACACAAGCUUCAGCAGCAUGCGUGUUCUCAGUACCUGGGCUGUCUGUUCCUGCACUCUGGCUGGCCCCUGUGUCUGGGUGAGAAAGGUGGUGGUGCAGCUCUCCCACCCUGGACUGGAGGCUCCUGCGCAGUACCCGACUUCUACCUGCAGGUGGUGCCCUUCUCCACGCGCUGCCCGCGCCUGGCCCUGAAGUGCCUGGCUCCCGGGGGGCGCAACGUGCAGGAGAUCCUGGUGCCCGAGUCCCAGCACUCCUGGUGUUCACCUCCGAGUGGCUCCACUGCGUCAACAAGGAGAGGGGCUACCAGAGAGAGGGAGGUGGAGGGCUGGACACGUGUCUGGUCAGCACCAGUGACGGAGUGCUUCGUCUACCCUGGGAGGACGUGGUGUACCCCAAGUUCAUCCACAACCCCUCCGACAGCCUCCCCAUGUCCAUCCAGCAGACCCCCUCCCCGACCACCACCUCCACCCCAGCAACCUCCCCUCUUCCUCGGGCGGCUGGGGGGGGUCCUCCUCCGGGGAACCGGACACCUGGUCCUGGGACGAGGAGGACUACCAGGACCUACCUCCAGACGGGCUGGAUGAGGAGGUAGCUUUCCCCCCCGCCGACGGUGCAGCGAGGCUGGGAUGGGGAGGACAGGGAGGCCCCUGGGGCUUGAGGGGGACUUCACGGAGCUCCUGGAGCCCAGAUUGGGGCCCGACGGCGGGGCCGACCCCAGGCAGAGGUACCUGGAGAUGCACGGCAUCACCAAGACCAAGACGCUGCCCCUGUGCCGGAGGAGCAGGGCUAUCAAACUGCGGAGGGGGAAGGCCUGGGGGUACGGCAGGCUGGAGGGGGCCGGGGGCAGUAGAGGAAUGCUGGGGGGCAGGAGGGAGACAGGUACCCCCCCGCGGGGACUUGUUGCCCUCACGACCCCUGCCCAGGGUCAUCGAUCUGGGCCGGGGAAGGCGGUCCUGCCCCCUUUCCCUCCACGACUCGGAUGAUGGAGACAAGGCAUGCGGGGCCCCAGAGGGCCUGGGAAGCCAGGGGCUGUAUUUCGAGGGUCCUUCCAAGGAGAGGAGGCCUGGCGUGGG
Osmerus eperlanus (European smelt) is the source of this 1544-nucleotide messenger RNA. RefSeq names its product rho guanine nucleotide exchange factor 40-like. The record is from RefSeq and is a predicted model, not a curated record. The transcript has 5 exons. Lineage: Eukaryota; Metazoa; Chordata; Actinopteri; Osmeriformes; Osmeridae. Bases 297 to 1055 code for a protein of 252 amino acids.